GCAAUGUAGGUAUUAGAGUGCCGUGUAAAUUGAUUCCACUGGCUUGUAUGGGAGUCCCGUCUCUUAAACGUAGUGGUUACAUACUCUUUGAUUAAGAGUUGCAAAGUGUAGUGUAAAUCUGUGCCACUAGUUGUCGUUUGACUAUAAUCAUGAUUUUCAAAGUAGUGCGAAUUGAUACAGAUCAUAAUCACAAAAUAAAACUACCUGUUGGAAUAUUUACGAUUGGUCGCGGUCACUUCAAAAUUGAUGAGAUUGAUAAAAGAAUAUCACGUAACCAUGCUCAACUGGAAGUGACCGCAGAUACCCUCAGCCUUAAAUCGUUACAUCAAAAUCCAUGUUUCUAUAUUAAAGAAGGCAAACAAAUACAUAUAUUGAGACAGGAUUGUUCAGUGGAACUCACUCAUGGCAACAAGUUUGGUUUGCUACCAGAAGUUUUUUGGUAUGAAGUCCACCAGUUUCCUGAUGAUGAUUUGAUUGAAAAUAACAAGGAUGACACUGUACUAGUAUCAAACGGAGCUUGUGGAAAUAAUGAGGUCUCAACAUCAAUAAGUGACAAUGACCCACAAACCAAUGAAGUUACUUCUGUGCCACAGAAUGCAGAUAUUAAUGGAGUAUCACCGCAAGUGCCUUUAAUAGAUAGUGCAAUAACUCCAACUAAACGUAACAACAGCUCUAUGGAUACGAGUCCCGUAGAUGUUAAGAAAGUUAAAACUGAGCCAAUGGACAGUAGUAUUGUGAGAACCGAACCAAUGGAUACGAAUAAUGUUCAAGUUGAGUCCACCGCACAAAAUACGGAUAUAACGUCAGGCACUGCCACUGUUAAAGUUCAGCCUGCCGAAAGCACCACUGCCAAAGUUGAGCCCGAAGAAAGUUCCAACGUUAAAGUUGAGCCUGCAGAAAGUUCCAACGUUAAAGUGGAGCCUGACACUGGAAAUCCGUCAGCUCCGAUCGAUGUUCAACCUGGCACGUCGAAUAAUGACCAAAGUGGAGAUAAUGCUGCACCCGCCUCACCUGUAAAACCCACAGUGCGGUUAAGAGAGAGAUGUUUUUACGGAGCCAAUUGUUAUAGACGCAACCCGCAGCAUCGUGAGGACUUCUGCCACCCGAAUGACUCGGACUGGGGCGCCGGCGAGCAGGUCGCGUGUCCGUACGGUAGCGGGUGCAGGCGGCGCGACCCGCGACACUGGCAGCUGCACAGCCACCCCGCCGGCACCGCCCCACCCGCGCCGCGACACCACCCGCCAGGUAUGCGAAGAGUAGAACGUCACGGUAACAUCUACUACAUAAAUGCACACACAGUAAACUUUUACGACGACCAUUUUGAAACAGAAGAUUCAGAUGGUGACAGUGUCGAUUAUGAUUAUGAGUUUUAAACAGAUCAUGAAUUCCAAAAAUUAUAUAAAAUGUUCAUCAUGUUAAAUAUAAUAUGAACAAUGAAAAGAAAUGUACUAUUUUUAAGUCAAAUAAUUUUAACCAGGUAAACAAAGGAGAAGGAGGCAAAGGAGACAAUCUUUAAGUGAUGAAGAAGAUUCUCCUGUCAAUAAUCUCAUAGUAGUAGGAAAGAGGACUCGGAAAACUGUAAAUAGGCAACGUUGGAGUGACUCUGAGUCAAAUGAAGAGGAUCCAUAUGGAACAGACGAAUCCGAUGAGUGGCAACCACCUAGUGAUGUACCAAACAGUGGAGACUAUUCUCAAGAUUUUUAAUUAACCACUACCUCAAUAAAUGUUAUUUUUUCAAAGAAUU
This is a messenger RNA of Spodoptera exigua (beet armyworm), 1744 nucleotides long. The record is from the annotation of a GenBank genome assembly. NCBI's taxonomy places the organism in Eukaryota, Metazoa, Arthropoda, Insecta, Lepidoptera, Noctuidae.